UCUCGUCUCAUUGUGCGGUGGCAGCAACCAACGUACACAGACUGGGGCUCCAGGCAGGGGCGUCCGUCUCGCUCCAGCCGCGCUGCCGCCUCUAAGAGAGUUGUCGCCGCAUCCCGCGGGUGUAGCAGGGGAAGGGCCAUGAACCUGGGAGAUGGAUUAGAGCUUGAAACUGAAAUUUUCGAUGGAAAACCUCGGCUAAUUUUGGCUUCAUAUGGUAAAUCAAAAUCCACAGUUAAGAUGGGUAAUAAAGCUAAAGUCCUCAAACAUCCAUUGGGAACAAAACAGUCUGGACAUGUUCUGAAAUCAACACAAAAUUCCUGUGUCAAGCAUGAACAUAUUUUAGCAAAACCCAGAAGUGGAUCAAGAUGGUCAGCAAUAAAAGGUGAAAAAAACUGUGUGACUUUGUCAUCAUCUAAAGAUUCAUCAAAGGAAUCCUUAAAUAAAAACCAUGCUUUGAUUAUCCAAAAAGACAACACAACCGGAAUGUCGGAUUUAAAGAACCCUAAUAAAAUUGCUGUUAAAAAGCCCAAACAGAAGUUUCAGAAACCUCAUAUCUCAGGUGAAGAUCUAAAGAACAAUUUGGUGUGUUUAACUCAAGAGCAACUUGAACAGAUUCUGAUGACUGUAAAACAAGGAACCAAAAUUGAGUCCCAGGCCCAGGAGGAAAAGCAAGAAGAAACAAGCCAAAACAAAAACUCUGAUAGUAGCACUGCUGCUAAUCAGGCCCCACAAGAGGAAAACAUUAUGGGAUUACUCCAAAAAGCUGAUGAAAUUUCAUCUGUUCCAAAUGAAAAUAAUUAUGCCUCAAGCAGCAAACAAACAGCAUCUGAGCAGACUGAACAGAAAGUUAUUAAAAAUUCAUGGAAACCCGCUGACAUGUUUAGUACCCUAGGUGAAAGAGAAGAGGAUAAAAUUUUGUUAGAUGCAAAGAAGUCCCAGUGGAAGAAGGAGCUAGAUGAACAGAUAGCUUUAAAGAAGAAAUUAAAAGAAAGUUUGGAGCGACAGAUGAAGUACUACCAUUGGGAGAAAACGGAUGGUGAUGGUGAUGGUGAUAAAACCCAUUUGGAAAAACUGAAGCCAGUUAAUCAAGCUAACAUGACAUUUCCAGCUGAUAUGAGCAUUGCUACUGAGGAAAACCACAUUUUUAGAACCACUUUGGUCACAGAGGCUAGGGAAGUAGCACCCAGUGUUUCGAGUGGACCAACUGCUCAGUCGUCUAGUUUCAGUUCUCCUGACUUGCCAGCUGCCAUUCGUACAGCAUUUGUUUUAGGGGAAGCUACACCAGUGGAGCACCCCUUUAGUGCCAUGAAACGAGAACAACAGAAGAAGUGGCUUCUAGAUCUGGACAAACAAAAGGAAGAGGCUAAACUACGAAAAAUAGAGGAAAAACAUAAGUUAUCAAAGGCUGAGGAGCAUGAGAGAUGGGCAAUGCAUUUUGAUUCUUUAAAGAACUAUCCUCGUGCUAAUCCACAACACCCCAUAAAUGGAACAUACACCAAGCAGCCUGAAAUUCUUUGCCUGUCUCCCGAAUGUCAGGCCCUGACUGCUGCUGUUCAUCCUUUUACACCUGCAGCUUUAGGCCAUCUCAUGCAGUCAAAGGUGGAGAAUGUAGAAAAAACUGUUGAGAACACUACUUCGGAACAAAGUCAAAAAGCCAGUUUUCUCCGGUCAAUGACAGCUCUCUUGGAUCCUGCACAAAUUGAGGAAAGAGACAGGAGGCGGCAGAAACAGUUAGAACAUCAGAAAGCUAUAAUGGCUCAAGUAGAGGAAAAGCGAAGAAAGAAGCAGCUGGAGGAAGAGCAAAGAAAAUGGGAAGAACAAGAAGAAGAACACCGCUUAGCACGAGAACGAGAACUGAUGCAAAAACAGUUUGAAGAGGAUAUGCUCAAACAAAAACAAAAGGAAGAAAUCAUGACUCUUAAAACAAAUGAGCUCUAUCAGACAAUGCAGAGAGCACAAGAACAGGCUCAGAGAUUAAAACAGGAACAACGUAUUCGAGAGUUGGCUCAAAAAGGACAUGACAUUUCAAAACUGCAGAAGAAUCUUGAGGGUAGUGGUGGUGGCGGUGUUGAUAAAAUAUGUGAGAGUUAUCAUACUGGCCUUUCAAAUGUAAGUCAUGAUCAUUGUUCUGAUGAAGUGAGCAGUAAGAUGCAUCAAGAUGUAAAAACCGUAACCUCUCCUCGGAAAGAUACUGCUGUGCAGACAGAUGACUUUGACACCAGAGCAUACAUCCGAACUGAAACAUGUACUGAGCCAGUUGUAGAAAGCAGAACUGUGGACUGUACAUCUCCAGAUAUUUCCAUAGAAUAUAAAGAGAAAUUUAACAUCAAAAAAUGCAAGAAAGAAAUGCAGUAUCCAGAUAAAAAUAAAAUUUCCGAAAAAGAGAAUAACGACAGUUACACUGAUUUGUAUAACCAAUUUGCAAGAAAAGAGAAACAAACAAAACCUAUGGAAAAAUAUGGAAAGAGACCCGACUGGAACAUAAACAAACCUGGGAAAAGGUAUAUUCCAGCAUCAGAAAGAUACCCUAGACGGCUACAAAAGCAAAGGGAGGAAAAGAAAGUAAGACGACAGAUAGAGCUGCUUCAGUUGGUAGAAAGAAAUGCUCCUGGCAAACUCUGCCAAAAGAAAGAAGUCUCUCCAGAAAGGUCUCCUUCACCUCACCAGGAAACUAAUACAAAGAGUAAGGGACAUGCAGUCACAAAGGAAGAACAAUCUCAGAAGAGUCAUUUGAAUGAAGAAAGAUCUGAAUCACCACCUGUUCCAGCAGUUAAAAACAGAUUAUACCAAGUACAACAAAGGCAGAUAAAUACUUCUAAUUUCCCAGUUCAGAAUGGCAAUAUUGGGAGAGAGAGAAAUACCAACACAGACAUGCAACAGAGGAAAUCGUCUUCUCCAGUUAUUGAACCUGAACGGCCACCUUCUUCUCAUUUUAUUCCCUAUGUGCGAACAAAUGAAAUUUAUUACCUUGAUCCAGAUGCACCAAUGACUAGACCUUCAACACAUGAUCCACAAUAUCGACAGUUUAAUGAUUCUUGCCAUACACCACGGCAGAUUUUUAGUUCUGAUCAUGUGAGAGAUCCACUUCUUAAUCCUAAUGUGGUGAAAAACAGAGACCGACAACAGGCAAUCCUCAAAGGACUAUCAGAAUUACGCCAGGGUCUCCUCCAGAAGCAGAAGGAGUUGGAGACUGGUCUAAUUCCAACCAUGAAUCAAGAAGAAAACUUUAUUUCACCAUUUUAAAAAAGCCUCACAGAAGCUGUCCUACAGCGCUACUUUCAAAAAAAGAACAAAACAAGGGCUUUUCUACAGCCAAUCCCACUGUCCAGCGGGAAAGAGGUUUAUACCUUGCCUAGACAAGAGGAAGUCUUAAAAAUUGAGUGCAGAUACCACAGGAGCGCCUUACUUUUUCACUGAAGAUGAGCUCUAUGAAGCUAGAAAGCUUGUCGUCUCUUCUACCAACUGAAGUUGGUCUAGAAGAACAUAUUACCUCACCCCCAUGUCUCUUAUAUCCUGGGAUGCACACAGCUACACCACCACUGCAAACAGAUUCCAGAUGGUCAGAACUACUUACAAAAGUGUUAUUUACAACUAGGACCAAAAUUCCUUUUUCUGCUCAGGGAGCUCCAAAAACCUACGAGCUGGGUGAUACCUGAUGAGAAUUUAUCUGGGAAAUUUAACUAGAAGAUCCUUGGACUGGAACUCUCAGGACCCUACAAUCACAAGCUGUACUGAGAGGAAACUCCAAUUUUCGUACAAUAAUGGUGUAGGGAAAUUGAGCUCCUUGAGUCUGUCAUUAUAAGGCGUGGUUCUAAUCCGUUAAUCAUUCUCAUGGCUCUUCUCUGAACCCUCUUCCAUUUAUGAACCUUCUUAUUGAACUGUGGACACUAGAACUGGACACACCUGACUGGGGAGCACAUUAACCUGCCCACAGAAAACUGACUGCAGGAGUAAACAGGGAGAAGAAAGAUUCUUUGUGCCUUAGGAUUUUGGAAGGCAGCAUUUAAGGACUGCACAAUACCCUUUGCCGCUGGAUCUAGGAACUUGGGCUCCCAGCCUAUCCUUACUGUUCUUCCAAAUGUGCAGGCCUCAUCCCAGCAGGAUCCAAUGCCCCUCCCAAGGGGAUGGUAAUAGAGGGUUGACCGCAGUGGAUCUCUCCAUUCUCUGGAGAGAAAAUAAGUGACUAAGCAGGAGGGGCACACAGGGCCCAUUAUAUAAUCAUUACUAUGCCUGCUCCCAUAAAGUAUAACCCCUGAUAGUCCACAGAGAAGCCACACACCAUGAAUCAUCUAAGAGGCUGAAUAAAAAUGUCUGAUUCCUGCAGGAGGUAGAAAGAUGGACUGUUCGUGAUGGCAGGUUCCUACCUGGGUUGAAAAAGAUACUUUAUAGACUGGUGUCUUUUGGUGACAGGCAGCUACCUGCUUAAGCAAAGGAACAGCAACCAUUACACUACAUAUUAUUGGAGCUCCCCCACAAGCAAGUUGAAAAACUGGGACAGAACAGAUUCUGAUUAGAGGUACAAAGCUUUAGGUCAGUGCACCAGGAUGAACCUGCUGUAGAGAUCAACCGAAGUUGGUGUACUACUGGAGAGACUUAUCUGCAGGACCCCAGAUUCCUUUUGCUGCAGAAGUUUGAAGGUGUGUACUGGAUGAAGCAAGGCACUACAAGAAGAGAGAGUAUUGUGUUUAAGGGUAUGUCUACACUACCCACUGGAUCAGCAGGUAGCGAAUGAUCUAUCAGGGAUGGAUAUCACAUCUAGACAAGACUCGUACGUCGAUCCACAGAGCGCGCUUCCCAUCAACCUCCGGAACUUCACCAGGGCAAGAGGCGGAAGCGGAGUUGACAGGGGAGCAGUGGCUGUCAAUCCACACUACAAGGAAGCAAAGCAGUGAUUCUAAGUCGAUUUAAGAUACGCAACUUCAGUUACAAGAAUAGGGUAGCCGAAGUAGACGUAUCUUAGAUUCAAUCCACCCCCUUAGCAUAGACCAGGCCUAAGAGCAUUGACUACUGGCCAAAGAAUUGGAUUCUAUCCCUUCUUCUGUCACAGAGUUCCUACGUAAAGCUACACAACUCACUUACAGGGAAGUGCCGUAACUGUAGUUCAAGAUGUGUCCCCCUAUGGAUGCUCAAUGCUCAUGUGCCUUCAAUUAGCAAUUUCAGUAGUAGUGCUUGUUUCAUCUAUGGAUCUGCCUUACGCAUCCCCCGUGCCCCACACCUAGGCUACACAGGGCUGUGUGGGUAAACCAUACCCUUAGUUUCUUCUCUACUGCAAAGUCCCAUGAAGAAAACGCCAAAGCAGAGAGUAAGGAGGACAGGUAGUGGAACACCUAUUGGGGCACCACACAUUGAAGAAUUAUAGUCACUGCAAAGGGUAAAAUUUCCUUCUUUGAGUAGCAUCCUAAUGGUGUUCCAAUUCAGGUAACUUUGAGCAGUAUCCCCAGGAUGUGCGCUUCGGAUAAGAGUCUAGUAAAGAAGACAGAACUACACUGCCCACUGCCACAACAGUUCUAGACGCAUAGAGCAAGAGGCACAGUGUUUGGAGAAAGCAUGUAUUGUAGACCACAUACCAGUCCUACAGAUUUCAAGUACUAGAACAUCUUUAAGGAAAGCCAUAGAUGUUGACUGAGACCUAAGGGAGUGGGACAGAGUCCUAGCAGGAGGGCUGACAUUAGCAACCUCAUAGGACAUGAUGGUAGAUCCUAAAUCCACCUGAGUAGUCUCUGGGUAGAAACAGUAGAGCUUUUAUAUCUGUUGGCAAUGGAGGCAAAUGUUCGAGAAGACUUCUGAAACGUUUGGUCCUACUGAGAUUAAAAAAAGGCCAGUGCUCUUCUAGACAUCAAAGUAUGGAAAAAAAGCUUCCUGACCAAAGUUAUGGGGGGCAAGGGGUGUGUGGAAAAAUGUAUAGUUUGGUUCAGAUGAACUCCCCAAACUUCUUCCCUAAGGUAUUAUCGAUAUUGGAAGUAGGGAAACUUUGUCCUUGAAAAUACUGUAAAGGAGGAUCCACUAUGAAAGCAUCAAAUUUCCCCAGUUCAAGCCAACAUAAUAGCUAUUAAAAAAAGCUGUCUUUAGAAUAGGUAUAAUAAUGAACAGGUCACUAUAGGUUCAAGAAGGUCCUAGGAGACCCGAUAAAUAGAUUAAGAUCCUAGAAUGGAGCAAGGUCUUUACUUGAGGGAAGAGGUUCCCCAGUCCUUUAAUACAGUGGUUCUCAAACAAGGGCUGCCGCUUGUUCAGGGCAAGCCCCUAGCAGGCUGGGCCAGUUCGUUUAUCUGCCGCGUCCACAGGUUCGGCCAACUGCAUCUCCCAUUGGGCACAGCUCACUGCUCCUGGCCAACGUGGGCCGAGGGACAUGCUGACUGCCCUUCCUACAGUCCCCUUUGACUCUGAGGGCCAGUGGGAGCUGCGAUCGGCCGAACUGCGCACGUGCAGGUAAACAAACCUGCCUGGCCCGCCAGAGGCUUUCCCUGAACAGCAGCAGCCCUAGUUUGAGAACCACUUCUUUAAUAAGCCUUACAGUUGUGGGGCAAGAGACUACUGAGAACCCUUAUACUGGAGAAUGGAAAGCUGAUAUUGUAGCCAGAUGAACCUUAACUGGGAUACCUUAUAAAUCUGUUUUCUUCAGCUGUAGCAGGUAAUUCAAGAUAAAUACAAGUAAGGAAAAUUCAAGUGCAAUUUGCAGAUAGUCACACCAACUGCAAAAAUCUUUUUCACUUCUGAAGGUAAGAAUCAUGCUUAAAUUUCUUCCUGCUGUUUAACAACACUUGCUAUACCUCUGCCAAACAAGUGGACAGUCUACCAGCAAACCAUUGAAGAACCAGGCCUUGAGCUGGAGAAUUUUUAGGUUGGGAUGCAAUUCAUAUCUUAAGAUAAGCAAAGCAUGGAAGUUUACCUGUUUUUAAUAGAUUGUGUCCCUGUUCAGUAAUGUUUUAUACCAUGCUUAUUUUGGCACAUAAAGACUAUCAUUUGUCCUGCCUGAUUUUGUUCUUCACCUUUAGAAUCCAAAGUGUUGAGAAAAAUAUGUAAUUACAGGCCCCUUUGUCUAAAGAAGCAGAAAGGCAUCUGCCGAAGGCUGAAGGCCACCUCCCCCAAACAGAACAGACAACACUUCCUAUUUGUGGAAGAGGCAAAGAAAGCCAAUUCCAGACAGCGCCACAUUUGGAAUACAGCGUCUAGGAUUGGUGACCUAGCUAUUUUUCAGAGUCCUGGAAGAGGCCUCUGCUGAGAAUGUUUUGUAUUCCAGAAAGGUGCACUAUUGAAAUGUGACUACAAUAGGCUACACACCAAUUCCAUAACUUUAUUACUUCAGUACACAGAGAUAUAUCUCGCUCUGCUCCACAGGUUAAUAUGAAACACUCAAGCCUCAUUGUCCAUCAAGAUUUUGAUGGACUUCCCUCAGAGGUAGAAAGUGGAUACAGGCAUUUCUGACUGCCUGUCGUUCCACCAGGUUGAUGUGGAGACUGGUCUCCUGAGGUGACUAUGUCCCCAGCACUAUAUGGACACAGAUGCACUCCAAUGGAGUAGCAACACAUCCCAUAGUAUGGUGACCAAUGGAACUGGGUGAAGAAACAUCGGUCCCGAAAUUGUGGGGAUUCUUCCAUCAGUCAUGGCAAACAGAUUUUUUUUUUUUUAAACAAAAUCAAAGCUGCGUCUCCUGAUUAGUCUAUCCCUGAGCCACCUUGAAAUCUGCAAAGAUGUAACAUUGCAUGAUAAAGGUGCAAGCCACUAGGUGACCGGAAGCUGCAAACAGAAUCCUGCUGAGGUUUCAAGGUUCACUUGAUUGCUCUUGACAACGUUUAAUAAAGUUAUGAAUCUGUGCAUAGGCAGAUAGGUCCUGGCAGUCAGCAAUCUAAAGAUGUCCCUUACGUACAUAUUUUCCACAUAGGGGUCACUGUAGACUGACAUGAGCUGAAGGCCUAACUGCAGGAAUAGCGAUAGUGCCCUGUGGGUUGCUGACAGCACUUCCCCAUAAAACCAACCCUUGAACAACCAGCUUUUUAGGUAUGGGAAAUACCACACCUGCCACUAGACAAGGUGAGCAGCCACCACCACUAGAACCUGAGAGACAACUCUUGGAAAUGAGACUGAAAAGAAUCACAUAGUCUUGAAAGUGCUUCUGGCUUUUCACAAAAUGUAAGUAUGUUCUGUGAACCUGGUGUAACACAAAUUGAAGUGUGUCUCUUGUAGGCUGAGGGCUGAAAACCAGUCCCCUGAAUCUAAGAAUCACCACUGCCAGAGUCCCAGUCUGAAUUUUGGGACUUCACAAAUUUGUUUAGGAAUCUUAGACCUAAAAUACCAGUCUCCAUCCUCCAUUUCUCUUUGGUGCGAGUAAUUAACUCACAUGGAAACCAUUCCUCAUGUAGAGCCAGGACAGACAACUGCUCCUAGCAAAGGAGGGGUUUUAUCUCCUUUCUUAGUAGGAGCUCAUGAAAGGAGUCCCUGAAGAGGAAUGGGGAUGUGAAAUGGAUGGCGCAGCCGAACGUAACCAUCUCCAAAACCCAUUUGUCUGUGGUAAUCUAGUCUCAUGCAUGUUAGAAAUGAAGAGCUGGCUUCCAAAUGGCGGGAGGGAGGCAGGCAAACUGUUUUAGCUGGCAGGCUAGAGUGAGAAGGCUUCACACCCUCAACCAGCCAAUCAAAACUGGUGCUUUGAUUAAGCUAGUUGUGUACUUGAACCAGAUAGUUUAUGGUUCUCUUCCUCUGGAACUCAAGCUUCUUUCUUUGUGGUUCUGUGGGUCUCCAGAACCUGGAGAAAGGUAUCUGGUGGGAUCUCUAUGCAGUGUGUGAUCUAUUACUAAGCUUUUUUUUUUUUUUUUUUUUUUUAAAUUGCAGGGGUAUAAUUUCCCAGCAACUGCAGACUGGCUCUGGAGUCUUUCAGAGUAUGGAAGGACUUAUCUGUUCUUUGAAAACAACUUAAGCCCACCUAAGGGAAAAAAGUUCUUCACCAUGCUUUUGGCCUCCCUUGGGAAACCAAACUGCUGAAGCCCACGAUGACUGCUAUCAGAAAGAUGGAAUGGGCCACAGUGUCUACAGCAUCUACUUGGAGAGAUGUCUGGGCUAAUAAUUGUCCUUCUGCACUGACAGUUUAAAAUUACUCUUUGUUCCAGAGGGCGGUUCUCAAUAAAUGCUUACACUUUGUAUAGUUCA
Gopherus evgoodei (Goodes thornscrub tortoise) is the source of this 9138-nucleotide messenger RNA. RefSeq names its product coiled-coil domain containing 66 (gene CCDC66). Gene Ontology annotation, cellular component: microtubule; cilium. Gene Ontology annotation, molecular function: microtubule binding. NCBI's taxonomy places the organism in Eukaryota, Metazoa, Chordata, Testudines, Testudinidae. The record is from RefSeq and is a predicted model, not a curated record. Gene Ontology annotation, biological process: cilium assembly. The transcript is spliced from 24 exons. The coding region runs from base 139 to 3243 and encodes 1034 amino acids.